This is a messenger RNA of Gongylonema pulchrum, 537 nucleotides long. The record is from the annotation of a GenBank genome assembly. NCBI's taxonomy places the organism in Eukaryota, Metazoa, Nematoda, Chromadorea, Rhabditida, Gongylonematidae.
GUCGCUGCUGAAGAGUGUGAUACAGUUGUUUAUUUUCAGAUUCUUGUGAACAUUGGCAACGAAGAAGAGGAUGUUGCCAGGGUUUAUGAGGCUAUGCAACAUGCUCAGCGUAUUUUCGAUGAAAUUAGGCAAAAUCCAACGAAAGGAUAUCUCACGUACAAAACGGAAACAAAUUCGGAUGGGACUACUUUUGAAGCAUAUCAGGAAUUUCAUCCAUUCAAAUUUUCACAACUUAACGACAAGCAGUGCAAAGAAUUUGACUCAUUCUCGGAUUGUGUCGAUGAAUUUUUCUCGAAAAUGGAAUCGCAAAAAAUCGAAACAAAAGCGUUGAAUGCGGAACGUGACGCUCUCAAAAAACUCGAUAAUAUCAUCAAAGAUCAAAAGGAUCGAAUCGCAGCAUUGGAGCUGGCGCAAAGCGAAAAGGAAGAAAUAGCUGAACUGAUUGAAUUGAACAGUGAUUUAGUAGAGAAAGCUUUGCUGGUUGUUCGAAAAAUAAUCGCCAGUCAGGUUAUCUUUUUUGAACUUGAAAUACCAUAA